Molecule: messenger RNA, 4302 nt
Organism: Oncorhynchus keta (chum salmon)
Lineage: Eukaryota; Metazoa; Chordata; Actinopteri; Salmoniformes; Salmonidae
Exons: 2
Coding region: 96-1340 (414 amino acids)
Source: RefSeq, a predicted model, not a curated record
CUGCUCUUAAGUUUUACAUAUUGGCCUCAGAGCUUUUGUGAGUGUUUUUCAUUUGCACCCUUAUGUAGACCACCUACAUCCAAGUACAGAUCCUUAUGCUCCACCCACAUCCAAGUACAGAUCAUUAUGCUCCACCCACAUCCAAGUACAGAUCCUUAUGCUCCACCCACAUCCAAGUACAGAUCCUUAUGCUCCACCCACAUCCAAGUACAGAUCCUUAUGCUCCACCCACAUCCAAGUACAGAUCCUUAUGCUCCACCCACAUCCAAGUACAGAUCCUUAUGCUCCACCCACAUCCAAGUACAGAUCCUUAUGCUCCACCCACAUCCAAGUACAGAUCCUUAUGCUCCACCCACAUCCAAGUACAGAUCCUUAUGCUCCACCCACAUCCAAGUACAGAUCCUUAUGCUCCACCCACAUCCAAGUACAGAUCCUUAUGCUCCACCCACAUCCAAGUACAGAUCCUUAUGCUCCACCCACAUCCAAGUACAGAUCCUUAUGCUCCACCCACAUCCAAGUACAGAUCCUUAUGCUCCACCCACAUCCAAGUACAGAUCCUUAUGCUACACCCACAUCCAAGUACAGAUCCUUAUGCUACACCCACAUCCAAGUACAGAUCCUUAUGCUACACCCACAUCCAAGUACAGAUCCUUAUGCUACACCCACAUCCAAGUACAGAUCCUUAUGCUACACCCACAUCCAAGUACAGAUCCUUAUGCUCCACCCACAUCCAAGUACAGAUCCUUAUGCUCCACCCACAUCCAAGUACAGAUCCUUAUGCUCCACCCACAUCCAAGUACAGAUCCUUAUGCUCCACCCACAUCCAAGUACAGAUCCUUAUGCUCCACCCACAUCCAAGUACAGAUCCUUAUGCUCCACCCACAUCCAAGUACAGAUCCUUAUGCUCCACCCACAUCCAAGUACAGAUCCUUAUGCUCCACCCACAUCCAAGUACAGAUCCUUAUGCUCCACCCACAUCCAAGUACAGAUCCUUAUGCUCCACCCACAUCCAAGUACAGAUCCUUAUGCUCCACCCACAUCCAAGUACAGAUCCUUAUGCUCCACCCACAUCCAAGUACAGAUCCUUAUGCUCCACCCACAUCCAAGUACAGAUCCUUAUGCUCCACCCACAUCCAAGUACAGAUCCUUAUGCUCCACCCACAUCCAAGUACAGAUCCUUAUGCUCCACCCACAUCCAAGUACAGAUCCUUAUGCUCCACCCACAUCCAAGUACAGAUCCUUAUGCUCCACCCACAUCCAAGUACAGAUCCUUAUGCUCCACCCACAUCCAAGUACAGAUCCUUAUGCUCCACCCACAUCCGUUCAAUGUGUUUUCAUAAAUCAGUCAAACGUUUGGACACCAACUCAUUCAAGGGUUUUUCUUUAUUUUUUUCUACAAUAUAGUUUUAUGAGCUUUUUUUGAAGCUGGUGUACAAAACCUUAAGUAAAAGAUGCAAUAACAAAACUUAAGAACGGGAAACACAGACAUAGCGUACAGAGUAGAUCUACCACUUCUUAGACUGGCUUUCAAUGAGAAUGAUAGAUCUAUAAUGCACAUUUCUUUGUGAAUAUGGUCGGGUCGCCCAAAGAAAAGUAACAUUGAUUUUUUUUUUAUAUUGGAGACUGCGCCCCCCUUGAGUUUACCCGACGCAGCCGUUCUGUCCUGCUGAUGUACGGGAUAUGAUGCUUCCCACGGGAGCAUCCUAUGUCUUAGACCAUUAAACCAUGAGGAAAUUCCCUGUUGUCUGAAAAAAGCCGCUGGUUUUGAAGUACGGAGGAAGGGCUACCACAUGUGACCAUGAGCAAUUAUUCUGUACACGCUUCCUUCUUUUCACUCUGUCAUUCAGGUUAGUAUUGUGGAGUGUCGUGUCUUUACUAUCAUUAACUGAAGACUUUUCGUUUUUAUCAAAGAUUCUCUGUAAUUAGCAUUUCGUGAUGAACUAAUCAGGCAAAUGUAAUUAACUAGGAAGUCGGGGAACCAAGGAAAAUAUUAAGAUUACAAAGUUAUAAUUUUCCUAAUGCAACUUUUCAGAUAUUUUAAUAUCUGAUCAAUUAGUCUUCUUAAUUAAUGAAUAAUUUAUUUUACCUCACGUUAGUCUCAUUCCAAGCGUUGUAAAUUGUUGGUUAUCUGCAUGAACCCAGUCUUCACUAUCAGUCAUCCAUACAUCAAUUGUCUUAGUAAAUAAAUGAUUUAACUAAGUAAUUCACAGAAAUGCAUAAACAAACAGUCGAUAUGGUUACAAGGAAAUGAUGACGGAGUUUCCCUAGCGGGAUAAACCGGCAUCGCGGCUUGGUGCACAAAAGGGAAGUGGGGGUCGACUGAGAAGACGACACACAGUUGAUAAUUAUAACAAUUGAAAUGCUAAUCCUUUGCACAUGAACACUCACUCAUUCGGGAACAAUUGCAAUCAAUAUAUAUUUACGCUCAGUGUGUCGUCGGGGUCUCUGUUGAAAAGUUUCUUUCUUUUGGAGAGUUUCCGUCCUCUCUGUUGUGGUUAGAAUGGGUAGUUCAGAGUGACAUUCAUUCAUGUCGUUAUAGGAUAGAUUUUUCGGCGGUUGUCGGUCUUCGUGUUCAAUGAUACCGAAUUCCUAGCUGCAUACUAGUAAUUAAUAUCAAAGACUUGUUCUUAUUCUGUCGGUAUCGAUAGUCGGAGUUUAACCACGUGGGAUGGUUAAAAGAUUCAGCAAUCUACUUGAACCUUAUUUCCCUCUAUGAUAGAGGUACUGGUCUCGUCUCAACCCUUAGCGCUCUCAUAAUUUGAGGUAAGCUCGGUCUCAAACUUUCGCCCACGCGUUAUCGAGGUAAGCUGGUCUGGUGAUAGAAAAACCCAGGUGGGGGUUUUAUUCGGAACAUAGAAAAGGGCUCAUGACGCCGGGUCCUGUCUGUGCCCCUGGGAUUUAGUGAAACUUUUUAGGGAAUUGGAGUUUCCUUCAUUAAACAGUCCAAAAUCACAUGACACAAUUUCACAAACAGUUCCAUCCUCACUCAUUCAUUUGAUACAAUAAUUAGAUGUAAGCCUCAUAUCUGAGGCUAUUAUAUAAACAGCGUUAUGGUAAUGUGGCCGUAUUGUCUCCCAUUAGUUUCACAAAUGGUACCAAACGGACCGGUUCGUAGCUUCACCGAUCUUUUAUACCUUCUCCAGAACAUAAAUGUUGUUCGGACCUCAAGUUCUGUGAGGUGGAAGAAAUUCCUUUGUUCUCUCUAUGAAACUUCACUCUCUUUCUAUACUGUGGCCAUGAGGAGAUAAUCCCCGGCAACUGAAUUAGGAAGGUCGCCUGUAUUUUUGUAGUGACUGGGUGUAUUGAUAAACCAUCUAAAGUGUAAUUAAUAACUUCACCGUGCUCAAAGGGAUUUCCAACGUCUAUUUAUGUUUUACCCAUCUACCAAUAGGUUCCCUUUUUUGUCAGUCAUGGAAAACCUCCCUGGUCUUUGGAUGAAUCUGUGUUUUUAAAUUCAUUGCCUUGUAGAUAAUUGUAUGUGUGGAGUACAGAGAUGAGGUCAUUGAAAUUGGUACUUAUUUAGGCUUGCCAUAACAAGGGGUUGAAUACUUAACAAAAUAAAUAAAUAAAUGAAUUAUAAACAUUUAUUAAUUCAUAAUCCCACUUUGACACUAUGGGGUUGUGUGUGUGUGUGUGUGUGUGUGUGUGUGUGUGUGUGUGUGUGUGUGUGUGGUGUGUGUGUGUGUGUCUCGGCCCAUGUUGACUCUACAAGGUGUCCAGCGUCCCACAGGGAUUCUGGCCCAUGUUGACUCUACAAGGUGUCCAGCGUCCCACAGGGAUUCUGGCCCAUGUUGACUCUACAAGGUGUCCAGCGUCCCACAGGGAUUCUGGCCCAUGUUGACUCUACAAGGUGUCCAGCGUCCCACAGGGAUUCUGGCCCAUGUUGACUCUACAAGGUGUCCAGCGUCCCACAGGGAUUCUGGCCCAUGUUGACUCUACAAGGUGUCCAGCGUCCCACAGGGAUUCUGGCCCAUGUUGACUCUACAAGGUGUCCAGCGUCCCACAGGGAUUCUGGCCCAUGUUGACUCUACAAGGUGUCCAGCGUCCCACAGGGAUUCUGGCCCAUGUUGACUCCAAUGUUUCCCACAGUUGUGUCAAGAUGACUAGAUGUUCUUUGGGUGGUGGACCAUUCUUGAUUCAACAGUUUCCCAUGUGUAUGUGAAAAAACCUGCAGCGUUGCAGUUCUUGACACACUCAAACCGGUACCUACUACCACACACGGUUUAAAGACAAUUCAAUCUUUUUUGUCUUGCCCUUUGAAUGGUGCAAACACACAAUGUCUCAAGGCUUAAAAAUCCUUCU